GAAAUGAGGAACCRCUGUUACCUCAGAAGUGGCCACAAGCCCCAGGGGAGCCUGUGGAGGAGCAAAGCUGCCGGGACAAGGGGAGCAGAAGGCUGGGGCAGCCAGGACACCCCACAAAGCAKCAUGAACCUGUUCCUGGGCACCAUCCUACUGCUCCUGCUGCUGCCUGAUGUUUGCAAAGGACAGGACAGAUGUUCCGCCAUGGGUCGGGGUGAUGAGCCCCGGGAGUGCUGCAAUGUGACGGUGGAGCGGCAGAACCCCAACAACAGGAGCCACGUCCUGCACUUGUCCCGGGACUGCCCGGAGCUGUGGCGCUCUCACAGCCCUGCCUGUGCCUGCAUGCGGGAGCUGUGGCUCAGGCUGCUGCAGUCGGGGCAGCACACUUGGCUGGCCGGGCUCAAGACGCUGUUCCUGAAUGUCAGCAGGGCUGUCACCCGUGAUGUCCUCAUCACCUUCUCCCCCACGGCGGGCCCCAGCAGGCUCAACACCACGGACAAAGGGAACACAAGUAAAAUCCACCUCCCCAGGGAGAUAUUCCGGUCCCUGAGCAGCCAGACAGUACGUGUGGUGGUGACAGUCCUCAACAUCCAGCAGCUGGGUGUGUUCAAGGAAGCCAACCAGACCGGGCAGGUCCUGGACAACACCGURGUGGGCAUCACAGUGGGAGAGAGCAGCAUCUCGGGGCUGCAGGAGCCCGUGCAGCUCACCUUCGCCCACAGGCAGCUGCCCCGGGGUGUCACCCCACAAUGUGUCUUCUGGGAUGGCAGCAAAGGGCAGGCAGGAGGCUGGCACAGCGGUGGAUGUGUCACACAGCCCGGGGACAAGGGGACAGUCUGCUCCUGUGAYCAUCUCACCUUCUUCACCCUCCUCCUGAACCCAGCUCUGGAUGGCUCCACAGCAAAAGCUUUGAAGGUUGUGGCCACCACUGGCUGUGGAAUAGCCAUGGCUUUCUCCAUCUUCACCAUUGCCUUCUGCAUCUUCAUCAGGUGCAGGUUCAAGUUUGAGGACACYGUCCGCAUCAACCUGGGGCUGCACGUGAACCUCGUGGGCAGCCUGCUCCUCCUCAACCUGGCCUUCCUGCUCAACAGYGGGCUCUCUGGCAGGACCCACCCGAGGACCUGUAGGGUCCUGGGKGGGCUCACCCACUACAGCCUGCUCUGCUGCUUCACCUGGACGGCRCUGGAGGGCUGUCAGCUCUACCUGCUCUUUGUCAAGGUCCUCGGCAUCUACAUCCACCACUACCUGGCAAAGCUGUGCCUCAUUGGCUGGGGCUUCCCCGUUCUCGUGGUGGGAGUGGCAGGAGUUAUUGGCAGCUAUGGAGAAUACAGCAUCCAGACCACGGACCAGCAGGUCAUAGCCCACCUGUGCUGGAUCACUUCCAAACAUCUUCUGGUCCACUACAUCACCAACUGUGGCUACUUUGGCCUCAUCUUCCUCUUCAACAUGGCUGUGUUUGUGGUGGUGACCCAGAAGAGCUGCAGCUUGCAGGGCACUGGGGCAGUGCAGGGAUACCGUAAGCCCUGGAAGGUGGCCCUGGUGGCAGCGGGGCUCUUCUGCCUGCUGGGAGCCACCUGGGCCCUGGCCUUCCUCACCUACGGCAUCUCCUCUGCGCCCGUGCUCUACCUCUUCACCAUCCUCAACUCUCUCCAAGGACUCUUCAUAUUCAUCUGGUUGGUUGUUCUCUACUAUCCAAAGGCAAAGGAGACCUCUGGCUCCCUCUCCUACAUCAUCAGACAUGACAAAACCACCACAGCCUCCCAGGACUAGCUCCUGGCUGCACCAGCUCCUGCUGGACCUCUCUUCCUGUCUGCACCUGCACCCACUGAGAGCAAUCUUUGAUCCUCGCAGAUGCAGUUUCCCCAUGGAGGAGGGAUCAGUUUACCACACCUCAGUUUACCCUUCACUGGACACGAUCCAUCUCAGCAGGGCUCUUUGCUUUGUCCCUUUCAUUCCUGGUGGGCUGCCCUGGGCAAGGAGCUCCAGAGAUGACACUUCUGCAAAGUCCCUCCAGGCUGCACUUUCACGGUCUUGAGGUGCCCCUGAUCUCAUUCCCCCGGAGACAAGGAGAAAGCCCACAAAGCACCUGCCUUCAGCCACRAUGGAGCCAUCACCCUCUUUGCUAGAGGUGGCCUUUGGUGCUGGACCAGCCCAGCAAUGGGUUUCCUGGUAGUGGAGGGAGAGGAUUGACUUGCUCCAGCACAGAUGUGGAAGGUUUGUGUCUGGGAAUCAACAAAAAUGAGAAGGAAACACAUGAGCUUCUUUGCAAUACAUCUCCUUGCUCUCUGGAAGAGAUCUGCUGGAUGUCAUUCCUCACAAAACGUCUUCUGGGGCCAGCAACAAUUCCCUCAUGGACACUUUGCUUCACCCAAAAUGCACACACAGCUGCCUUGUAGGGCAACUGCUGUCUUCUCGGGAUCUGUGUUUCAGUAUUAAAUCCCUGCCAGCUGUCCAAGCACUGUGAAUUUAGUCUUUAAUACCUACAAUAUGGUUUGUUAUUUGCUUUAUAUUAGGGAUGUA
Messenger RNA from Malurus melanocephalus (red-backed fairy wren), 2517 nucleotides. RefSeq names its product adhesion G protein-coupled receptor G3-like. Gene Ontology annotation, cellular component: membrane. Lineage: Eukaryota; Metazoa; Chordata; Aves; Passeriformes; Maluridae. Gene Ontology annotation, biological process: adenylate cyclase-activating G protein-coupled receptor signaling pathway; cell surface receptor signaling pathway. Gene Ontology annotation, molecular function: G protein-coupled receptor activity. The record is from RefSeq and is a predicted model, not a curated record.